Molecule: messenger RNA, 718 nt
Organism: Danio rerio (zebrafish)
Lineage: Eukaryota; Metazoa; Chordata; Actinopteri; Cypriniformes; Danionidae
Source: RefSeq, a predicted model, not a curated record
GCGGGGUAUAUAAGUGCUUCUCUCCCUCGUUCCUCAGAAACAGACUUUCAUUCUCCUCCAAGCUCACAAAACUGAAUAAGGAUGAACAGCGGGGUGUGUGUGUGUGUGAUCCUGGCCGCGCUCUCAGUCUCAGUGUCGUGUGCGUCUCGGCCGGUCUCAGAUGAGCGCUCUCUCUCCGCGCGCCGGCUCGCCCGCUCCGCCAGCCUCACUCUCCAGCAGCCGCUGCCACCAGCGGGCGACAUCCAGCCCGACACCCGCGCCAACCUCAGCCAGCUGCUGGCCAAACUCAUCUCCAGUAAAAAAGGCUCCGUUCGCCGGAACUCCUCGAUGAACAGCCGAGCGAACAGCGUCAACCACCGGAUAAAAGACCGGGAUUAUGUGGGCUGGAUGGACUUCGGCCGCCGGAGCGCUGAGGAAUAUGAAUACUCAUCAUAAACCAUAUAAAUACAGAAAUGCGGCUCCUCGUCUACAAAUAAUAAAGAGUAUAUUUAUUUCUACUAUUGUUAUUGUUAUUAUUAUGAUGUACAUUUGUUAAGACUCCAGUAUAAUGCAAUAUACGUACACAUAUGCCUAACUUUGCAACAAAAAAAGAAAAAAAAGGUGUGAGAGUAUCGCUGUCGUGUUUCCGUCUGUCCUCUCAUGCAGAGUCACUGAGCUCAUGUGUUUGUCACGGUUUUCAAUAAAUCAGGUCAGCAUUCAACUUUGGCCUUAAACCCUA